UUCUCUCUCUCUCUCUCUCUCCGCUCCGUUCUUCAGAUCGUUUCUUGGGAUGGGCGCACUGGGUCUCUGAUUUGAAGGCGCUUCCUUUUUCCUUUCCUUGCGUUUUCUUGGUUGCGCGCAUCCAAGAAAUCUCUGCAAAUCCGGCGGAAAUUUGGGAGUCAAAUUUCUUUCUUUGGUUGCACUCAAAGGCCGAAAGGAAAUCUUGAUAGGUUAUUGCCCUCAUUGCCUGCGUGAUUUGAGCUCCGCUUUUAUCCACCGAAUAGCUGCCGCUCAUUGAAAUCUUGGUCGGGUCACUCGGGUGUGCCGCAGAGGUGAACAAUCCAGUCUCAUGGCAAAGCAGUACUACGCAACGAGCAGCCUUGUGAUAGGCUAUGCUCUGUGCUCGAGUUUGCUCUCAAUCAUCAACAAAUAUGCUGUGACAAAGUUCAGUUACCCAGGCCUUCUAACUGCUCUGCAGUACUUGACAUCAGCUGGUGGUGUUUGGAUCCUUGGAAAGCUAGGCCUUCUCAACUAUGACCCCUUCAACUUGGAGACCGCAAAGAAAUUUGCACCGGCUGCUCUUGUGUUUUACCUUGCCAUAUUCACUAACACAAAUCUCCUCUGCCAUGCCAAUGUCGAUACAUUUAUAGUUUUCAGAUCCUUGACCCCGCUUUUGGUCGCUAUCGCUGACACAACUUUCCGGAAACAACCAUGUCCGUCAAAGCUCACAUUCUUAUCCCUUGUGGUCAUCUUGGGAGGAGCAGUUGGCUAUGUGAUGACAGAUUCAGCAUUCAGCCUCACAGCAUACUCGUGGGCACUUGCUUAUCUGGUGACCAUAACAACUGAGAUGGUGUACAUCAAGCACAUUGUGACAAACUUGGGGCUGAACACUUGGGGUUUUGUGCUCUACAAUAACCUUCUUUCGUUGAUGCUGGCCCCCAUCUUCUGGUUUGUCACAGGGGAGCACAAGUCGGUCUUCGCAGCGAUUGAAUCAAGGGGUGAAGGCUGGUUUCAGCUGGAUGCCUUUGUGGCAGUGGCAUUGUCAUGUGUUUUUGGGCUGCUCAUUAGUUUCUUUGGUUUCGCAGCAAGGAAAGCAGUCUCGGCCACAGCAUUUACCGUGACGGGGGUUGUGAAUAAGUUCCUCACUGUGGCUAUCAAUGUGAUGAUCUGGGAUAAGCAUGCAACUGAGGUCGGUUUGGUUUGCUUGCUCUUCACUAUUGUCGGGGGAGUACUCUAUCAGCAAUCAGUUACGACAAAAGGAAAUACUGCAGCACAACGUGGGCCGGUAUCUGAGCAUAAGGAAGACAACGAUAGCAAAGAGUUUGAUGAGGAGAAACAAAGCUUAGUUUCAUCUUCUAAGCAGUCCAGUGCAUGAAUUACAUGCAUGAUUAUCGUUAGAUUCGUAGAUAUAUUCUGUGGUCGGCUCUUACGUGUCUCUACCCUUCCAGCAUUAGGGAAUACCAGUACAAGUGUUGUCUCUGUUCAAGGAAUUUUUUUGUUGUUCAUUAUAUGGCUGAUGCCUAUUGUAAUCUUUCUUAACUUGUAAUACACCACUGGUAUGGAGGUACCCUACUAUAGCUGACAAAAGUGGUUCUUGAUCACUGCCUUUUUUUU
Messenger RNA from Phragmites australis (common reed), 1593 nucleotides. RefSeq names its product GDP-fucose transporter 1-like. The transcript is spliced from 2 exons. The coding region runs from base 329 to 1354 and encodes 341 amino acids. The record is from RefSeq and is a predicted model, not a curated record. Gene Ontology annotation, cellular component: Golgi apparatus. NCBI's taxonomy places the organism in Eukaryota, Viridiplantae, Streptophyta, Magnoliopsida, Poales, Poaceae. Gene Ontology annotation, molecular function: antiporter activity; GDP-fucose transmembrane transporter activity.